AUGCCGACGGAAGACGAUCUGACGCAAGAGUCGACGCACGGUGAAGAGGAUGCCGAGAAACCGGAGAAGAAGAAACGCAAGAAGAGGCGGAAGCAUCGAUCCAGGCAUCACAGAAGAUUGACCAAAGAGAGCGUACCCAACUUCGAGAUUCCAGGUGUAGUUCACGUGGUGCUGGAUGAAAGCGUGCAAAGAGUUCUGAAAGCCGUUGUUGGUGAGGAUAUUACAGCAGAGAAACCUUGGAAGAAGGUGCAGAAGGAGCUCGUGCAAGAGCAAAUCGAGGGCGAGGAUGUUCCGGAAGAGUUUCAGUGUUUUAUACCUUACAAACAGGAGAUUAUUGAAUAUUCCUCCAGCAAAAUGCUGCUGGGUUACAUUCCGGACGAGUCCAGGGAGUACGACGAGUUUUUAUUCUGCUUGAACCCCGAAGCCGAAGAAGCUGUGAACGCUAUCAUUAAGAAGAUCGAGGAGCGACAGCAGACGCGUUUGAACAACAGCAUCAACAAGACUAUACAUCCGUGGAAGACUUUGGGAAGUGGGCCUGAAGUUGAGGAGAAUAUAGUCAAAUAUUCUAGAGGCUUGUAUCGCGUCGAAUUUGAAACGAAAUACCCGAUAAUGGAAGGAAACGUUCAGUUUAGACCGAGAAUGGUGCAUCAGGUGCGCGACGGUUACGUCGAGUUACUUCUUCCUAAUCGCGUUACCAUAACCAACGUCUUCAAGAGGAGGAUCGAUGCUGAGACUCAGGUGGCUCCAACAGUCCGCACAGACGAAGCCCAAACCAACUGUCCGUACCCGAGGAACGCUUGGACUCAAUACGAGUACGAUUGCGUUUACGUGAAGACGCUUUCCAAAGAUUUCGUCGCGAGAUUCGGCGAUUUCGUGCAGCGCGAAAUGGACGCAAUCGCCAACGAUUUACUCAUCAACGGAAACAUCAAUCUGUACACCGACGAUUACCGAGAUUUGAUAGUCGAUGAAAGAUACUCGAAAAAAGAUGAGAGGACUAUAGGGAUGCAGGACGAGUACAUGUCUUUUAAGGAGAAUAAAAAGUGCAAGGAUAAGAUGAUUUCUGCCGUGGCCUGGCAUCCUUUGUGGACCGGAAUUGUGGCUAUUGCGUACACAUCGAAAUCGCCUUUAUGGUUUCACAGAGGAAAGAAUCCGGAGAAUUAUUUGUACGAAAUCGCGCACGGUUAUAAUCCGGUCUUGAUCUGGUCCUUCAACGACGGGCUAAAACCUAAACUGUACUUGGAAGCUUAUCGAGCUGUUCAUUGCUUAAGCUUCUGUCCGCACGACGAGAAUAUCUUAAUUGGCGGAUGCGAGAACGGUCAAAUCAUUCUUUGGGAUUUGAAGAACAAGAUUUACAAAGUGGAAGAGAUCGAGAUUCUGACCACUUCCCAGCAGAAUUACCGCGUGCAAAUGUACUCGUUGAUGAAGUGGAUGAAGAACACGAGAAAUGCGGCUAUCGUCCCACCGACUGCCGUCUCCGAAAUCUCUUUCUCUCACACCAACAACGUGACUUCUAUAUUUUGGGUGCAUCCGACUUGCUUCUUCUCGAAAACCGGCCAAUACGAAACAGUGAGCGCCGAAGAUCCGUCUUUGCAGUUCGCCACUUCGGGCGCCGACGGCGCCAUAAAGUUUUGGGAUUUAAAGCAGAAACCGAUAUCCAUGCCGGGCGAGUACAGACCUCAACGUAAACUGCGAAGACUGAAGAAACGUCCGAGCGCUUUAACAUUGGACGUCUCGCCGUUCAGAAUCCUUCACAGAAAACUGAAACCUCACUAUCAAUUGAAUGUUAUUUUACCGAAGGGAACGACCAGAUGUCCGGUUGCCAUCACCAUUUUACCGUCGUUUCAAAUACCUAUAGAAGAGGUGAAUCCGGAUCCGGAUCGCGUCUUCAAUUUAGCGCAAAGGUUGUAUUUCAAACCGCUGUUGACUGAUGAUGGGAAGAUGAUGAAGCAGGAGUUUUGCGUUGGAACGUAUUUCGGGGAUUUCGCGAUCGGGAAUUGGGAAGGAUUCGAGUAUAUGUCUGGGGAGAUUUGCGCGCAGGAGCAGGCGAAGAUCUUCAACAUAGCGAGGUAUCAUGACGGGCCUGUGUUGACGUUGGAGAGGUGCCCGUAUCGUGAGGAUAUUUAUUUGACUGUCGGCGGGAAGGUUUUCGCUGUUUGGAAGACCAGUUUGAAGUCGAUGCCGAUCCUUUGGCGGAGGUCCAGGUUUAGGUAUCUGCAUGGGCAUUGGACUCCCGAAAUACCUGGAGGGAUCAGGAUUAACAGGUCGGAUGGGAACAGGGAAAUCUGGAGCUUCGAUUGUAGGAGUGAUACGUUCUACAUGGAUUUGGCGUAUUCGGGGAAGGCUCUGCUGCAAGGGAAACCCCAUCCGUUUAUUAUGGAGGAAAACUUGAUUGGUUUAGCUGAUGAUGUCGGCUCGUUUCGCUUGAUUUAUUUGGCUGUUCCGCCGAGCGAACAUUACGACGAGCAAUUAGAAGUGAUUAACAAUAUUUUCGAUUCUUCGGCGUCGCGGAAGGAGCAGUUUUUGAAGUGGCAGCAGACUUGGGUCGACACCAACGCUUCGUACAUACAAAGAAACAUGGCUGAAGCUAUAGAGGAAGCGAAAAGGAAGAAGGAGGAAUUGGAGAUACUCAAGCAACGAGAGGAGGUUUUGGCUGAGAUGAGAGCUGCAGAAGAAGCCAAAUUGGCUGCGGCUAAACUGAGAGCGCCUCCUGGGAAAUACGAGGAAUGGGCUCACGAGCAGUGGAUCGUGAAGGAGCAGGAACGGAUGGGAAACGUUCUUCUAUCGAAAAAACGUUUAGACACGGAGACUCUGAUCAAGCAGCAGGCGCCUCUGAAGAAGAUCGAGGAGCAGGAGGAGAGGAAGAAGCAGCGGCAGAAGGAGAGGCUGCACAAGGCCAACGAUAUUUUCAACGAUACCAUCGCGAUGCUCUUCCCUGAUCUGCUGAAGGAUCGGGAGGUCGUCAAAGAGACGACGACUUUCACUACGGCCGAUUACGAGAACGUGAAGAAGCAGUACUUUCAGGCGUACGACGAGGUUAAGGACGGGGUCGAUACGUACGUGGAAGAAAAUCCUUUCGUGUACAACUUCGACUGGAAAGUCAUCAAAGCUACGAACAAGCAGAAGAAGAAAAACGCGGAGUUUAUCAAUAGCGUUUCGCAUAGGUCCAGAUACGACACGGAGAGGAAACCGAAGAAGGAAUAUUCGCAUCCUCAGCAUUCUUUGUUUAAAGGUUACUCUACCUUUGGUGAGGGUGACGAGGGUGGUCUGAAUAUGGGUGGUGUCUUCUCGCAAUCAACUAUGGCCAGUUUAACCAACAUCAGUAAUUUAGGAGUAGUUUUGUCGCGUCUGAAGGAGUCCGUCGCUCCUGCUGAGAUCGACCCAGGCGCCUCCGCCGAAUACUAUCCAUUCGCCACGGUUCUUCGGCUACGGGUUUUGCAGAUCGUGUUCGGGAUAACGUUCCUGAUAAUGGGAACGGUGGCCUUCAUCGAGGAACGUGGAGAGCUUAACCUGGGCCUGGGUAUUCCCGCCGGUGCGUCCACGAUAAUAGCGGCCG
This is a messenger RNA of Nicrophorus vespilloides, 3553 nucleotides long. It is a transcript of the gene mmm, whose product is annotated as WD repeat-containing protein 63. Gene Ontology annotation, biological process: cilium movement involved in cell motility; inner dynein arm assembly. Gene Ontology annotation, cellular component: inner dynein arm. The record is from RefSeq and is a predicted model, not a curated record. Gene Ontology annotation, molecular function: dynein heavy chain binding; dynein light chain binding. The transcript is spliced from 3 exons. NCBI's taxonomy places the organism in Eukaryota, Metazoa, Arthropoda, Insecta, Coleoptera, Silphidae. The annotation marks the transcript as partial.